Messenger RNA from Orbicella faveolata, 926 nucleotides. RefSeq lists its product as uncharacterized. The record is from RefSeq and is a predicted model, not a curated record. Lineage: Eukaryota; Metazoa; Cnidaria; Anthozoa; Scleractinia; Merulinidae.
CACACGAGUUGGCGCAAUGUAUCAUGGGUCAGGGUUUCCAAACGAUCGAAUUUCCGGAAGGUCACAAACGCCCAAGAGACCCUGGAGAGAGAAGAUGGCUAACGAAAAGAAAGUUUCCAUGCCCUCGUGGGUAGCUUGGUGGCAGUUUAUUACAGGAAUCAUAUGUAUAAUUGACGCAACUUACAUUAUUUUGCGGCCACGUACCAUGAAGUCACAGGGGGGAGAUCUUAACUGGCUUUACAGUCCAUACAACCUUUACGUGUCGAUAGACUACAGAUACGAAGACAUGGAAGAUGGUUUUGUUAAAGGGGUCAGCUGGAUGAAUCUCGUAGAAGUUGUCUUCAAUUUUGUCACAUUGGCCAUGGUAAGUAAAAAGAUCUCAAGGCAGACGUAGUUUUGGUUUAAAGGGUUUUUUUGGAAGUGGGCAUGGUAGGCUCAGAAGAAAAAUGAUUGGUGUACAUUCUAGUUCUCUUAGGUGACAAUCUUCUUUGUUACUUUAAGGAUCACGACUUUAGGCUUGUUCUGAUUUUUUUGAGCUUGUGCUAGUUGUCAGCCUAUCAGAUUUGAGGAGAAUAACUCUAAGUUUGGGCAAAAAUUAUAAAUAAGAGUCCACAGAUUAUGGACUUCUGCUUGAUGCAUCCAGGGCUAAGCUUUGCUCAAUCCUUCUGUUGUAUUCUUGGACAAGAACCAAGCUUAUUAUGUAAUUUAGCUUUCUCAGAAGUACGAGUGUAAAUAGGCACUGAAAUGAUAUUGAUGGGGCUGGCUUGACAAAGGUAUUCCAUCCAGGCUGAGUAGCAAUAGUUGUAGAUAUUUCCCACACUGUGGAAACUAGCAGUUAUGAACCUUUUGAUCUAGACCAGAAUUCAUUGGAAUUUUGGAUUGGAAUGUCUUACAUCUUAUAGUUCAUCUCACAGUUUUGAUAAAUA